GCUCCCCCAGCGGGCGUCACUGCGGGAUUUGUCCAGCGACUUCCCUAGCAGGGGUGUGUUAGGGGGAGCCCUCUUUCCGACUGUCGAAAUGGUUAUCAAAGUGUUUGUUGCCACAUCUUCUGGGUCCAUAGCGAUUAGGAAAAAACAGCAAGAAGUGGUGGGCUUUUUGGAAGCCAAUAAAAUAGACUUCAAGGAGCUGGACAUAGCUGGGGAUGAAGACAACAGAAAGUGGAUGAGAGAGAAUGUUCCUGGGGAGAAGAAACCUCAGAAUGGGAUUCCUUUACCCCCUCAGAUCUUCAAUGAAGAGCAGUAUUGUGGGGAUUUUGACUCCUUCUUCUCUGCAAAAGAAGAAAAUAUUAUUUAUUCAUUCCUUGGUCUGGCUCCCCCUCCUGGAUCAAAGGUGACAAAGUCUGAGGAAGCAUCGUCCCUUCCCAAUGGAGAUGUAGCAGGAGAGGCAGAGGGAGCUGCAGAGGGAACAGAGAAGGCUGAAGGAAGCGGAGAAAAUGAGGCACAGAAAGAGGACAGUGAAGACGCUGGCGAGCUUUCUGAAUCCCAAGAGAAGAAGGAAGAAGAGGGAGAAGAGGGAGAAGAGGGAGAAGAGGGAAAGACAACAGAAGAGACGGAAGAGGCACCAGAGGGAGGAGCAGAGGGAGAAGCUGAAGAAGAGGAACCCGAGGAAGAGGCAGGAGAAGGGGAAGAUUCUUAGGCCCUUCAGGCUGGUGCUUCAACUUUCCCAGAAUAUCCGAGCCACGAGGCUACAUUUGAACUCUCCCUUCUCCAUUAACUCAAUGAAAUACUCGGCUGGAAGCCAGCGCCCUUCCCUUGGCACACCUGGGUUCACCGAGGACUCUCGACCUCCCAGACAGCUAGGUGCAUGUGGGUCUCUACCUCACUGUGUCAACAUGAGGCUGAAUGUGAAGACUGCACACACACUCUGCCUGCAAUUUCUGGUCUUUGCUUAAUGUUUAUUUCCUUUGCUAUGCACAAGUAGACCUUCUCGUUAAUAUUCUGCAAACAGGAUCUUGAGGCAUCGUUUCUCUCUGUGAUGCAGCAGGAUUUCUUUGUGUACUGCUUCUUUGAGGCUUGGCUUUCAGAACAAAACACUUCCCAGAGAGCAAUAAUAAAUAAAGAUUGAU
Molecule: messenger RNA, 1136 nt
Organism: Mus pahari (shrew mouse)
Lineage: Eukaryota; Metazoa; Chordata; Mammalia; Rodentia; Muridae
Product: SH3 domain-binding glutamic acid-rich protein
Exons: 8
Coding region: 89-706 (205 amino acids)
Cellular component (GO): cytoplasm
Source: RefSeq, a predicted model, not a curated record